Lachancea dasiensis is the source of this 483-nucleotide messenger RNA. NCBI's taxonomy places the organism in Eukaryota, Fungi, Ascomycota, Saccharomycetes, Saccharomycetales, Saccharomycetaceae. The record is from the annotation of a GenBank genome assembly.
AUGCCCAGCAAAUGCCAAGUGUGUGAAGUUCAGAUCUCCAAGUAUAAAUGCCCAAAAUGCGGUAUUCGUUAUUGUAGCUUAACCUGUUUUAAGGAUGAGAUCAAACACGUUCACAAUGAGUCGACACAGCAGCCAGUAGACGAAGGGAAUAGACCCGACGGUUCGCAGCCCAAUGCGAUGGAUUUGGAGCUGAAAAAACUGAAAACGGAUAACUUUGAUCGUAUCUACCAGAAAACUCCGGAGAUUCAGGAACUUCUAAGCUACAAUACCGUGAAAUUUCACUUAGCCAAAGUGUACCGAAUUCUGAGCACCGGGUCUGGAGCACUCGGAUCCGCGGAGGGCUAUUUGUCCACGGAGGCAAAGCAGCAGCUCGCGGUAGACUAUUUGAACACGCUACGAUACGGUGGGAUCCACCACAAUGAGGCGAUCGAAGAAUUCUGCCAAAUAGCCUUGGCCAAGCUCGACGCGGGGUCUCCCACAUAG